UUUGUGAAUUAACUAAUGGGUUGAUGGUUCACACGGAAGAACACUAUUUAAACUUUAUUAACAAUAAUUUAUUCUUUAGUAAAGGCCAAUAAACACCGCAUGUUCUCUGAAACCCUCGAGUUUUUCCUCUCUUCUUCGUUGCCCUCUCCCUCUUGUACAAUAGCAAGGUAGGAUGAACCACAAACAUGUCCAUGAUUUCAACCAAACUCCCUCUGGUGCACCCAUGGCUUCGGGGAAUAAUAAGGCCCAGCAGCACGACCACACGGAAACCAUGCCAGGGUACCGGCUCAAGUUAGCUGCAGAACUUGGGUUAUAUAUGGCGCUUUCUAGUAUGGUAGUGAUUUAUAUUUUAACCUGUGUUAGUUUGAGGGAAUAUACGGAGCCACUUAGGAAUCUGCUAUGCCCUGUCCUGAAGCCGAUAAAUCAACAUGUAAACAUGUCCAAGUUGGUUUCCUUGAUUGAAUUGUUCAGUUUCCUUGUGAUUAUAUGUGCUGUUACUGUAUUGCUUCUUCUGGGUGCAAAAUUCACUCGCAUUCAUGUUGCUAUGCUCUUUAUUUGGUCCAUUCUCAUGCUCCAAGGAUCAGAUACUUUAACCAUUGGGAUCUACCUUAUAAUACUUGGAUUAUACUGCAUAUGUUGGUCCCGAAAAAAGCAACAACCCAAUGGGAAUGAAAAGCUGCAGCCAAAGAGGGAACCCAAGAGUUAUUUUGAGAUGAAUCUGUGACUUUUGUAUUAGGGAUAGCUAUGCUAAAUGAAUGUCAAUUGUGUUUUUGUUUGCCGAUCUUUGUAAUUCGAAGCGGUUUGGUACUUAUAAGUUGGUUAUGUAAGGAACUAUGUGUACUUGAUUAACAAUUACUUGGAGUAUACUACUUAAUCAUAGCUGUAUGAUUUACCCAGUGA
This is a messenger RNA of Arachis stenosperma, 900 nucleotides long. RefSeq lists its product as uncharacterized. The record is from RefSeq and is a predicted model, not a curated record. Bases 173 to 724 code for a protein of 183 amino acids. Lineage: Eukaryota; Viridiplantae; Streptophyta; Magnoliopsida; Fabales; Fabaceae. The transcript is spliced from 2 exons.